AAAGUAUUAGGAUAUAUUUCAACCCCACAAGGUCAAUGACACCUUUUUCCUAGAAAUAGCAUUCGGUGGUCAUGGUAACUUAUGAAACCAAACAAUAAUUAAACAUAAUAUGACUCAGUUCAAGACCUUCAGUUAGGCAUAAAUAUAGAAGACUGUCAAAAUUGAGUGUGAUUUUUUUUAAUUUUAGAGAUCUGGGAAGAAUUUUGAAGUAAAAUGGACUUAUUUAAUAAAGAAUCAAAACAGUUGCUUAAACAACUGGAAAGUGGUACUUUCAACCCAAGUUCACAUCGUCUUCCACAAUGGUUUAAAGAGAUUUCACAAGAAACUCUUGAGAAAAUUCGCGAAACUAAAGUUAAAGAAGCAACUAAGAAAUUGUGUAGAUUGUAUUCCUCUCCUAUAAAUAAGUCAUCAAUGAAAUCAUCGUUUGAUAUCAGCCCAAUGGAGAAUGGAAAUGGGCAUGUAAGAAAUUCUUUUAAGUCAGCGAAAGAAACGCGUAAGUCAAUUGAUCUUAAAGAAAAGUAUCCAACUCAUACCCAGAUUACCGAAUCAAACUACAUUGUUCCAAAAAUGAAAGGGGCUCUUGAUUUUCAUAGUUUUGAGGAAGAGUGUAAGAAACAGAAUUAUUUGGAAAAGUCUUGGCAAAGUCUGAGUAGUUUUCACCAAACUCAAAGGGGCAGAUUAAGCAAACGAGACACUAUUGCCCAAAAUAGACUCAAAAGUGAUGAUUCAGAUGAGGAUAAUCUUUCAAAGGGGCCACCUAAAUCUUAUUCAGCUGUUGGACUGACUAGAUAUACACCAACAGUAUUAGAAAAUGAAGAAAGUAAAAGUUUAAGGGAUAUGAAAAGUAAAAGGGGAAAAUCUAGCAAUGUACCUUUUUAUGUAUAUUCAAAUAUUAAGAAAGUUACAGAUCAAAAUUCUUAUGCUAACCUUGAUUUAGACGAUUUUGGCGCUUUUGAUUACACUCUAAAGAACAAAUCGAAAUCUACUAAUGAUAUUUGUGAUGCUAAAACGACAAAAAGGCUGAAUAACGGUUAUAAUAAUUAUUUAGCCUUUGAUACUGACGCCAUUUAUUACACUGACUUGGAUAAAUUGCUUUACCAGCCUCGAAUUAACAAGCAAUUUGAAGAAUAUAGACAAAAAGUUAAUACCAAUAUUGAAGGGAUUUUAACUUUGAGCGGUAGAAUAUCUGCUAGAUUAAGGGAAGAUUGUAAAAGAAAUAUGCAAAAAGUGGAAUCCCAAAAUGAUAUUUACGCUACUGUACAAAAACCAAAAUUAAAAAGCAUUAACUCAUUGCCAAAUUCUAAAGCAUACAAUAGUUUUCAUGCAAUAGAGAGGGAUGUUAACCUUGAAGAACCCCCCUUUGUGAUACCAACUUUACCCACAGGAAAGUUUUUAAAAAUCGAUAUUUUAUCGACGUGGGGCGAUAAACAUUAUGUCGGCUUAAAUGGAAUCGAAAUAUUUGGAACUGAUGGUAGAAUGGUAAAUGUUAAAAGAAUCAGGGCCUUUCCUCCUGAUGUUAACAUUUUACCAGAAAAUAAUAACGACCCCAGGGUAGUAGAAAACUUGUUGGAUGGUAUUAAUCGCACCCAAGAUGAUGUACACUUAUGGUUAGCACCGUUUAAUAUUGGUUCAAAACAUGAAAUAUUGAUAGAAUUUACGAACAUUACCACAGUGACAAUGAUAAGGAUUUGGAAUUACAAUAAAUCAAGAAUUCAUUCCUAUAGAGGUGUAAAGGAUAUAAUAAUUACCCUAGACACUUUUGAAAUAUUUAAAGGAGAAAUUGUUAAAGCGUGCGGCGGUAUUUUAGGCGGAGUUGAUGCAUUUGGGGAUACCAUUUUGUUCACACUUGACGAUCAUAUUUUGGAGCUUAUAUCAAGAAAUGAUAGAUCGUUUUCAAGCCUAAUCGGAGAACCAGAUCAUGCAAGAAAUUUACAACUGGAAGGCAGACCGCCAACUGUUGCUGUAAUGGAUGAAAGACCUAUAACAGGCACAACCCAUAAUUUUUCAAACUUAAAUUUGAGUGAAAAAACAAUAGGAGAUUGCAAUGAAAAAAUUUUGUUGGGUAUAAGCCGAUUAGAUUUGGUUCUGUUAAAAAAUUGGGGAUAUACAGAUUUAAUAGGACUUACAGGAUUUGAAAUUUUGAGAGGUUCUGACGAACCCUUGAAUUUAUCAGGGAAGAAUUUAAGGUGUAGUUUUAACUCACCGUCAGAUAUAAUGGAAAGACUGAUAAACGGAGACAAUUUCACCACGGAUGCCAAAAAAAUGUGGUCUAUCCCAUUUGUAGAACAGCAAAAAGUAGUUUUGUCCGUUGUUUUUGAUGAAGUUGUAUAUGUUUCGGGUAAGUGA
Agrilus planipennis (emerald ash borer) is the source of this 2346-nucleotide messenger RNA. Its product is annotated as protein KIAA0556 homolog. Bases 214 to 2346 code for a protein of 710 amino acids. NCBI's taxonomy places the organism in Eukaryota, Metazoa, Arthropoda, Insecta, Coleoptera, Buprestidae. The record is from RefSeq and is a predicted model, not a curated record. The transcript is spliced from 8 exons.